AUGGAGCUAGCCGAAGGGCCAAGUACAGAACUUGCUAAGGCCAUCAAGCCUAUCGAUCGGAGGUCAGUCCAUCAGAUUUGUUCUGGACAAGUAGUACUGAGUCUAAGUACUGCUGUGAAGGAGUUGGUAGAAAAUAGUGUGGAUGCCGGUGCCACUAAUAUUGAUCUAAGGCUCAAAGACUAUGGGGUGGAUCUCAUUGAAGUUUCAGACAAUGGAUGUGGGGUAGAAGAAGAAAACUUUGAAGGCUUAACUCUGAAACAUCACACUUCUAAGAUUCAAGACUUUGGUGACCUAACUCAGGUUGAAACUUUUGGCUUUCGGGGGGAAGCUCUGAGUUCACUUUGUGCACUGAGCGAUGUGACUAUUUCUACCUGCCACGCAUCCGCGAAGGUCGGGACUCGGCUUGUGUUUGAUCACAAUGGGAAAAUCGUCCAGAAAACCCCCCACCCGCGACCCAGAGGGACAACGGUCAGUGUGCAGCAGCUAUUUUAUACACUCCCUGUGCGCCAUAAGGAGUUUCAAAGGAAUAUUAAAAAGGAGUAUGCCAGAAUGGUCCAAGUCUUACAAGCAUACUGUAUCAUUGCAGCAGGCAUCCGUGUAAGUUGCAGCAAUCAGGUUGGACAAGGAAAACGCCAGCCUGUGGUUUGCACAAGCGGAAGCUCCAGCAUAAAGGAGAAUAUUGGAUCUGUGUUUGGGCAGAAACAGCUGCAAAGCCUCAUUCCUUUUGUUCAGCUGCCCCCUAGUGACUCUGUGUGUGAAGAGUACGGGCUGAGCCACGGUGAUGCUUUGCAGACUCUGUUUCGCAUCUCUGGUUUCAUUUCUCACUGUGCUCAUGGUGUUGGAAGAAGCUCAACAGACAGACAGUUUUUCUUUAUCAAUCGGCGGCCUUGUGACCCGGCAAAGGUUUCCAGACUUGUGAACGAGGUCUAUCAUAUGUAUAAUCGCCAUCAGUAUCCAUUUGUUGUUCUUAACAUUUCUGUUGAUUCAGAAUGUGUUGACGUCAAUGUUACUCCCGAUAAAAGGCAAAUUUUACUGCAAGAGGAGAAGCUUUUGUUGGCAGUUUUAAAAACAUCUUUGAUAGGAAUGUUUGAUGGUGAUCUCAACAAACUUAAUGUCAGUCAGCAGCCGUUGUUGGGUAUUGAAGCUUCUGAGAAGUUGCCUGAACUUGACCGUCGCCCUGCAGACACGGAGCGCAGUUCCAAUCACGAGGACGGUGGACGUCAACAUAGGGUCUCGCCUCCGCCCGUAGAUGCGUCCUCCCCAAGCACACGGCGUUUCAAAAAAGACGGCAUUCCUUUGAAUCCUGACGUCCCCCAAGGGUUGGUGACUGCGCAGAACGCGUCAGCGUCUCAGGUCGACGUGGCUGUUAAAAUCAGUAAGAAAGUAGUGCCCCUGGCCUUUUCCAUGCGGUCUUUAGCGGCACGAAUAAAGCAGUUACGUCACCAAGAAAGGCCACAAGAAGGCGAACAGAAUUACAGGAAGUUCAGGGCAAAGAUCUGCCCCGGAGAAAACCAAGCCGCCGAAGAUGAACUGAGAAAGGAGAUAAGUAAAACGAUGUUUGCAGACAUGGAGAUCAUUGGUCAGUUUAACUUGGGAUUUAUAAUCACCAAACUCAAUGCAGAUAUCUUCAUAGUGGACCAGCAUGCCACGGAUGAGAAGUACAACUUUGAGAUGCUCCAGCAGCACACGGCCCUCCAGGGUCAAAGGCUUAUCGCGCCGUUGACAGACCUGAUGAAUUCCUACCUGGUCAUUAAGGAGAAUGAAGUAGAUCUUUUGUACGUGGCUCUGGGAACAUCAGUGAUCAGCGAGCGCUGGCAAUGUGAUCUGACAGCUUUUGAAAGGAAUCCCUGGCCGCUGAGUGGAGAACAGGUGGAGGGGGAAAGCGGGGAGGUCUUCAGAGGCCCUGUGAUUGCCAAGGUGAUGAUUGGAACCGCCCUAAACACAAGUGAGAUGAAGAAACUGAUCACCCACAUGGGUGAGAUGGACCAUCCCUGGAACUGUCCCCACGGAAGGCCGACCAUGAGACACAUUGCCAACCUGGAUUUCAUUUCUCAAAAGUGA
Messenger RNA from Puma concolor (puma), 2061 nucleotides. NCBI's taxonomy places the organism in Eukaryota, Metazoa, Chordata, Mammalia, Carnivora, Felidae. The record is from RefSeq and is a predicted model, not a curated record.